This is a messenger RNA of Rosa rugosa (rugosa rose), 5476 nucleotides long. RefSeq lists its product as uncharacterized. The transcript has 2 exons. Lineage: Eukaryota; Viridiplantae; Streptophyta; Magnoliopsida; Rosales; Rosaceae. The record is from RefSeq and is a predicted model, not a curated record. Bases 1757 to 5476 code for a protein of 1239 amino acids.
CGCACCGCACAUACCAAACAGAGGCAGCCCCUUUGGGCUGCUCUCUCUCUCUCUCCUCCUUCUCCUUCAUUUUUCCUCUUUUCUUUAGUUUUAUUUUAGAGAUUUCAAGGAUUUACUCACACAAAGCUUCAAGGAUUCAUCAAAGGGCUCAACCUCUACAAGAUUCAAGAUUUGGGUAAUUGUGGGAGUUAUAAUUCAAGAGUAGUCAUGUUGGCUUUCUAGCUAAUUGUGGCUAUCAUUGUUUUCUCCUACACUUCUCUUUUCUUUUCUCUUUGAAUUUUGUAGUUUUGAUGUCUAUAAUUAUGGGUUGUGAGUAAUUUUCUUGUUGGGUUUUAGGGUUGUGUCCCUAACCCAAAUUUUGUGUAAAAGAUGUUUAAUUUAAUGUAAUGAUGCAAUUUUCAUAUGAUGGAUGCUUAUAUCUAUUUUUGUUGGGUUAAAAUGCAUGUCUAGGAGCCUAGUCAACUCUAGGGUGUGUAUUUUGAGCAUGUCUAGGAUGGAGUUAGGGGCUUGACUUCCUCUAAUUCCUAAGCUAGAAACCUUCAAUUUCGUAUUCGAGGGGUUAUAAGCAUGGUGAUUUACACCCGUUGCGUGAUUGCGCGGGCGGGUCGCUUAGUAGUCUAAUUCCUCGAUCUCUACGCCUCUUGAUGUGAAUUAGUGACCAUUGAACCGGCUCUAAUUCAUGCCAAGUGAGUCCCUACGGCCCUUGAACCGGAGUAGGAAUACCAUGAAAGGGAAUUUCGGUCCUUGAGCCUUGAACCGCCUUGGAUACGACUACCGCCAAAAUAGGAAAUAUGCAUCUAUAUUAGAUUAGCUUCCGACACAUAGAAUUUGGGUGAAGGAACCUCCCUAGCACCCAACAUUCCCAUUUAUAUUGUUUAUACUUUUAUUAAUUUCUUUGUGUUUUUAUUAAUUGCUUUUCAUUUCAUUACAUUUUGUUAAUUUAAAAUCCUCUAUCCAAAAUAUUGAACUUCGACUCAUUGUAAAUAACCACCCGCUAGGUUCUUAGUUUUGAUUAGGCUUUGGUGAGAACCAAAACCGAGCAUUGCUAGGGCUUGGUGCCUUAGAUUAACAUUUUUAUUUAUUUUCUUUUUCUUUUCUUUGUUUGCUAAGUGUCUUUAUUUCCGAUUACCCAAGGAUUGUGGGUUAGCCACUAAUCCCCGUGGUAUGAUAACUUUGGGCAUUAUAUUUCCCUAUCUUGACAAUGAUACGUACGCUUGCGUAAAUGUGUAUCCAAGUCAAUGGCGCCGUUGCCGGGGAUUAAAGUGUAAUAGCUUUAAUCCCUUGGUUUUCGGUUGUUAGGUCACUUGCAUUAUUUUCUUAGUUUUAGUUAAUUUUUCUUUGUUUGUUUAGAUUAAAAAAAAAAAAACUGUUUCUUUAUUUUACUUUUCUUAUUUGAUUAUUUCCUAGUUGUGUGUUUGUUUGUUGAGACUUGUGGUUAUUUCUAUCGAAGUGACGGGCCUUGUAUUACUUUGUAGUACAUGUAAGACAUGAGCAUCGAUAGCGAUCGUCACUUGCCUUGACUUGUUUGCUAGCUUUUUAUUAGGUUUCCUACUUCGUCGUUAAUUUCUUGAGUUGUUGGUUUUCAUCAUUCCUUUGCUUUUGUUAUUUUAUUUUCUUGUUUAAUUGUUGUCUUACUUUCUCUUCUUAACCCCUCUCAUUCAUUGAAAAAAAAAAAGAAAGUGAAAUUUGAUUCUCAUUGCCUAUUUUGUGAAUUUUUGAGUACUCAUUACGUGGUCUCAUUUUUGUUCCAAGGUGUAUGAACGAAGCAUCUUCUUCAUAUCAACCGAUCACUCUUAGAAGCGGAAGGGUAUUGAGUGAGGAUACUAGAGGAAGACCAAGAAGGAGGAUCCGAAGGCCAUUAGUGACCGAGAGUGCUCCACCUCGAGUUCUUGAUCAAGAGAGAGUACCUCUAAGACAUUCACAAGGAGAAGUCAACAUGGGAGACGCACAAAAUCCUCCUCAAGGCAAGACCAUGAGGGAGUACACUAGCCCCACUAUUGUUGAUCACCCUUCUUGCAUUGUACUCCCUCCAUGUGAGCAUCACUUUGAGAUCAAGCCAACUACCUUGAGCAUUCUACCCACAUUUAAUGGUAUGGCUUUGGAAAACCCUUAUGACCACAUUGCGGAGUUUGAGCAAGUGUGUACUACCGUUCAACCUAAUGGUCUCACUUCUAAUGGUUUGAAUCUUAGAUUAUUUCCUUUCACACUCAAGAACCAUGCAAGAAAGUGGUUGAGCAAGUUGCCUCCUAGAUCAAUACGUACAUGGGUUGAGAUGCAAGAAACUUUCUUAGGAAAGUACUAUCCUCCUUCAAGAACUUCCAAUGUUAGAGAUGAGCUAAUUGCAUUUAGACAGCACCCACAAGAAAGUUUCCAUGAGUGUUGGGAGCGCUUUAAGGAUCUUGAGAUGUCAUGUCCUCACCAUGGGUUAGAGAAGUGGUUUCUUGUGGACAAGUUCUAUAGAGGAUUGAUGGCGGACCAAAGACAAAGAGUUGACACUUUUAGUGGUGGAACUAUUGCAAGCAAGCUUCCCGAUGCCGCUUGGGACACAUAUGAAGAGCUUUCACUUAAUUCCCUUCAUUGGGAUGAUCAUGAUGCAAGGAGACAACAAGCACCUAGCAAGGAGAACACAUCGAGCCGUGGUGGAAUCUAUGAGGUUCAAGGAACAUCAUCCGGGCCUUCUAUGCAUGAGUUCAAGAGGCUAGAAAGCAAGAUUGACCAAUUUCUAAACCAAGUGAACCGGAAUCCUCCUCAAGCCCAAGUCAAGAUGGCAACUUCUACAUCAUGUUUGCUUUGUGAGAGUCUAGCACAUUCCACUCAAGAGUGUCACUUAUCAUCCAAGUUUCCGGACUUUAUUGAAGAACAAGUGAACCAAGUGGGUAAUUUUGUGCCAAGGAACCAAAGAAAUGAUCCUUACUCUAAUACUUAUAACCCCGGUUGGAGGAAUCAUCCCAAUUUUUCUUGGAGAGACCAAGGAGGUUCAUCUAGUGCAUUUCAAGGUGGAAAGCAAAGCUUUAGAGGUGGCCAAGGUCAAGACUCAUCAAAUGUUGCUCAUUAUGGCAAUGCACACCAAGGAAGCACUCAUUUUUCACAACAUGGUCAACAUGGACAGCAAGCAUAUGGGCCUAAUUACCAAGGUCAAUCAACCUCAAGUCAUGGAUUUCAUGGUCAAAACACCCCUCCCCGGUUUACACAAGGUGUUGGCUAUAGUGGUAGCAAGUUUCAAGGCAAUCCUAGCUCAUUUCAAGGCACCCACCAAGGCGAGAACUACAAUUCCCCUCCUAUUCUCCAGGGCAUUCCUAUUCAAGCUCCAAAUGAACCAAAGAAGCCUAAUUUUGAAGACUUGAUGGGAGAGUUUCUCAAGGUUCAAACUUCUACUAAUGCGGAUACCAAGCAAAGCAUCUCUUCACUAGUUCAAGGGUAUCAAACUCUACAACAAGGCAUGGCUAGACUAGAGGUACAAGUGGGCCAAAUAGCCACCAACAUGAGUGAGAGACCAAAAGGAGCCUUACCUUCACAACCGGAGCCAAAUCCAAGAGGCCAAAUCCGUGAAUGCAAUGCCAUUACCACUCUACGUUCGGGGAAGGUAUAUGAUAAUCAAGUUUACAUGCCCACAUCUUCUAGUUUCCAUACAAAUCCUUUAUUUGAUGAUGAUGUCGAUUUGCAUUCAUAUGGGACCAAGAGGGAAGAAAAUGUACCUCUUGGCCAUGUUGUUGAUGAUAAUUUGCAUUUGCAUCAUGAUUCUUUAUAUUACAAGGAGGAUGGGACCGGAAGGGAAGAAAAUGUACCUUCCGGUAAAUAUGGAGUGGGUGAUGUGACUUUGAAUGCCAAAGGAAGAAAUAAGGGGGUGGAUAAGGUAGCCAGAGGGGAAGAAAAUGUACCCUCCGGAGAAGCUAUUCUUGGUCAAGGUUAUGGUUUCUUGUCCUUUGAUAACAAUGCAAGCAAAUAUGGGUUGAUUGAUAAUGGCAAGGAAAGAGCUUUGUUGAGAAAGAAGACUUCUAGGGAUGAGGAUGUCUCGGACCCUAAAUUAGAUGGUGAGGCCAUGAAGGCUAGGGACCCAUCUAAGGCCGAUGACACCUCUAGGAAGGUUCUUGAUGACACUAGACCCACCACUCAUGAGUUUGAGCCAUCUACUUCUAGAGACAAAGAGGGGAGGAAUAAGGAGGAAGAUUUACAUAUGCAUGGUAGCUCUAGGGAUAGGAGUGGUCCGGUCUACUCAUCACUAGGCGAGGCUUUGAAGGCUAAGAACCCUAGUGGGACCGUGACUACCCUUAGGGGCGCCACCGGAAGUCUCACAUUUGACCCACCUCUUGAUUUGAAUACACCGGAGCCACCACUUCCUUAUGCUAAUGCCGCAAGAAGAGAUAACUCAAAGAGGGGUAAGAAGAAGAGUGGCUUGAUGAGGGAGAUACAAGAAAUAUUUAAGAAAGUGGAUGUCAAUAUCCCAUUGAUGGACCUCAUUCAUCAAGUGCCGGUGUAUGCUCAAUUUCUCAAGAGCUUGUGCAUGAAUAAAAAGAAAUUCAAAGCCGAUGAGACAUUUGAGUUGAAGGAGGAAGUAAGUGCAAUUAUCCAACGAAGGCUACCACCAAAGAUGCAAGAUCCGGGGAUCUUUACAAUAGGGUGUACUAUUGGGGAGAAAGUGUUUGAAGGAGCUCUCAUGGACUUAGGGGCGAGUGUCAAUUUGAUGCCUUUAGCUAUAUACCGGAAGCUACAAAUUGGUGAGUUGAAGCCCACAUCGAUUAGAUUGCAAUUAGCGGAUCGUAGCACAAGGCGUCCGGUGGGAGUUGUAGAGGAUGUGCUAGUGAGAGUAAAUAAGUUUAUUCUACCGGCCGACUUUGUAGUGUUGGAUAUGGGUGAAGACCCCUACCUUGAUAAUGAGUUACCUAUCAUUCUAGGCCGACCAUUCAUGGCAACGGCGGGUGUGAAGAUUAAUGUGUUGAAGGGUACCAUUAGACUCAAGGUGUUGGGUGACAAAGUGAAGAUUAAAGUGUGCAAUCCAUUCUAUCCGCCGGACAUUAUGAAGGAGGUAUUCUCUAAUGAUUUGGUGAAGGGUAAUGAAGCCAAAAGUGAGCGGAUCUUUGGACCCUUGAAUCCUUCCAAGCCAACAAUGCGUGCACAAGAUCAUUUCUCACCUAUUUGGGGUUAUGACAAUGAGCCACCAUUGAAGCAUGAUGAUGUCAUCCCUACUCCUACUUUGGAGCCUACUAUCGAGCUUGAAAAGCAAACAACCCCUACUCUUGAGACUUAUGAGCAACACAAGAAGAAGAGUCCACCAUUAAGUGAAGCACAAAAGGAGUCCAUCAAGAAGUUAAGGGAGGUUUGUGGAGUUGUCAAGAAGAAGGAAGGAUCUAAGAGGUAUGAUUGGCCUCCACCUCUAAGCUACAAGCUCGCUUCUUCAAUUGCUAGAUGUUUUGGAAAUGAUAGUGAGGCUAGCACAAUUGUUGUGGGUGGUAAGAAGACAUCCUUUGAGCCACCUUGA